This is a messenger RNA of Saccharomyces eubayanus, 4488 nucleotides long. It is a transcript of the gene HAP1, whose product is annotated as Hap1p. Bases 1 to 4488 code for a protein of 1495 amino acids. The record is from RefSeq and is a predicted model, not a curated record. Gene Ontology annotation, biological process: regulation of transcription by RNA polymerase II; DNA-templated transcription. The transcript has a single exon. NCBI's taxonomy places the organism in Eukaryota, Fungi, Ascomycota, Saccharomycetes, Saccharomycetales, Saccharomycetaceae. Gene Ontology annotation, cellular component: nucleus. Gene Ontology annotation, molecular function: zinc ion binding; DNA-binding transcription activator activity, RNA polymerase II-specific; RNA polymerase II cis-regulatory region sequence-specific DNA binding.
AUGUCGAACACCCCUUAUAACUCAUCGGCGCCUUCUAUUGCGUCCAUGACCCACUCCUCUGUGUCAAGGAGCCCCAACAUGCACACGGUGACCACCCCCGGCACCAACACCAGCUCGAACUCGCCACCGUCUCUACAUAUGUCUUCGGAGUCAUCCAAGACCAAAAGGAAGCGCAACAGAAUCCCGCUCAGUUGCACCAUUUGUCGGAAAAGAAAGGUCAAGUGUGACAAGUUCAGGCCCCACUGCCAGCAGUGCACCAAGACCGGCGUGGCCCAUCUCUGCCACUACAUGGAGCAGACUUGGGCGGAGGAGGCGGAAAAGGAGCUUUUGAAAGACAAUGAGUUGAAAAAGUUGAGAGAGCGCGUCAAGUCCCUAGAGAAAACUCUGUCCAAGGUCCACUCCUCGCCCUCUUCCAACUCUUUGAAGAGCUACAACACUCCCGAGAGCAGCAAUUUGUUCAUGGGCAAUGACGAGAACUCCACCCUCGUCAACACCAACGGCUCCGUUUCAUCUGCCUCCCACAUGCAACAGCAACAGCAACAGCAACAGCAACAACUACUUCAUCAACACCAGAGCCAGCAUCAGCAGGACUUCGUCAAGAACGCAAACGCUAACUCUUCGUCUCUCUCCAUCUCUAACAAAUACGAUAACGACGAGCUCGACCUGACCAAGGACUUCGAUCUUUUGCACAUCAAGAGCAACGGUACCAUUCAUCUGGGUGCCACCCACUGGUUGUCCAUCAUGAAAGGUGACCCGUACCUGAAACUUCUAUGGGGCCACAUCUUUGCCAUGAGGGAAAAGCUGAAUGAAUGGUACUUCCAGAAAAAUUCAUAUUCCAAGCUGAAAUCAAGCAAGUGUCCCAUCACUCACGCGCAAGCGCCCCCCUCCGCUGCUGCGGCUGUUGCUGCUGCUGCUGCCACCAGAACGUGUCCAGUUGAUCAUACCAUGUUUGCAUCCGGAAUGGUGGCCCCCAAGGAGGAGAGUCCUGCACCCAGGAAAUGUCCCGUUGACCACACCAUGUUCCCUUCGGGAAUGGUGCCCCCCAGGGAGGAAACUCCUGUCCAGAAGAGAUGUCCCGUUGACCACACCAUGUUUUCGGCAGGAAUGAUGCCCCCCAAAGAGGAGAUCCCCUCCCCAUACUCAACGAGACCCGUGAUUGACCACAACAAUAGGCAUUCGAUGAACCCACCUCAAUCGAAGUGUCCCGUGGACCAUAGGAACUUCAUGAAGGACCCUUCUGCCGAUAUGGCAAAUCUUCCUCCUAACCCCGCUGGUCGCUGCCCCGUUGACCACUCAGGCAUGAAAAACACCGCUUUACCAUCAUCUCACAAUGCCAACCCACACCACCAACACCAACCUCAACCUCAAUCUCGUUCUCAUUCUCACUCUCAUCAAAGGAUGAAACUGGAUAGCUUCAUGACAGAAGCUGAAGUACUCGCAACACUUUGUGAAAUGUUGCCUCCUAAACGUGUCAUCGCGUUGUUCAUCGAAAAAUUCUUCAAGCACCUAUACCCUGCCAUUCCAAUCUUAGACGAACAGAACUUCAAAAACCACGUGAACCAAAUGCUUUCACUGUCAUCGAUGAAUCAUGCCAUCAACAACUUCGGCAUGGGCAUGCCAUCUUCCUCCGCUUUGGAAAAUCAGCCCAUCACCCAAAUCAACCUCCCAAAACUCUCCGACUCUUGCAACCUAGGUAUCCUGAUAAUAAUCUUGAGAUUAACUUGGUUAUCCAUACCCUCCAACUCGUGCGAAGUCGACUUGGGCGAAGAGAGCGGCUCAUUCUUAGUGCCCAACGAGUCAAGCAACAUGUCCGCAUCUGCACUGACCUCAAUGGCCAAGGAGGAAUCUCUUCUGCUAAGACACGAAACACCGGUGGAGGCUUUGGAAUUAUGUCAAAAACACCUGAUCAAAUUCGACGAACUAUCUAGUAUUUCCAACAACAACGUCAAUUUGACCACGGUGCAAUUUGCCAUUUUUUACAACUUUUACAUGAAAAGUGCCUCCAACGACUUGACUACUUUGACAAAUACCAACAACACUGGUAUGGCAAACCCUGGGCACGAUUCCGAAUCUCAUCAGAUUCUAUUGUCAAACAUCACACAGAUGGCCUUCAGUUGCGGGUUACACAGAGAUCCUGAUAACUUUCCUCAAUUAAACGCCACCAUUCCAGUAACUAGUCAGGAUGUAUCCAAUAACGGCAACAAGAAGACAAAUGUCAACACGAAUGCCAAUCUGAAUAACAGCACGUCCGCUAAUACCGCCAAUGCCAAUAGCAGAUCCGGUAGCGCUGACUCAAGAAGUGGCUCUAACCCUGCAAACAAAAAGGAAAAUCAGGUCAGCAUUGAAAGAUUUAAACACACCUGGAGAAAGAUCUGGUAUUAUAUCGUUAGUAUGGAUGUCAACCAAUCUCUUUCAUUGGGGAGCCCUCGGUUAUUGAGAAAUUUGAGAGAUUUCAGUGACACUAAAUUACCAAGCGCUUCCAGAAUCGAUUACGUUCGCGAUAUUAAGGAAUUGAUUAUUGUGAAGAAUUUCACCCUUUUCUUUCAAAUUGAUUUGUGUAUCAUUGCUGUUUUGAAUCACAUUUUAAAUGUUUCAUUAGCAAGAAGCGUAAGAAAAUUCGAAUUGGAUUCAUUGAUUAAUUUGUUGAAAAACCUAACCUACGGUACGGAGAACGUCAAUGAUGUAGUGAGCUCCUUGAUCAACAAGGGCUUAUUGCCCACUUCAGAAGGCGGCUCUGUAGAUUCAAAUAAUGACGAGAUAUACGGUCUACCAAAACUACCCGAUAUUCUAAAUCACGGUCAAAAUAAUCAGAAUUUGUACCCGGAUGGUAGUAACAGAAGUGUUUCUAGUAGCGAUAUAGAUAAAAAAUUGGAUUUGCCUCAUGAAUCUACAACCAGAGCAUUGUUUUUCUCCAAGCACAUGACUAUCAGAAUGUUAUUAUACCUACUAAACUACAUUUUGUUUACUCAUUAUGAACCCAUGGGUAGUGAAGAUCCUGGUACCAAUAUCUUAGCUAAGGAAUACGCUCAAGAGGCAUUGAACUUCGCCAUGGAUGGUUAUAGGAACUGUAUGAUUUUCUUCAAUAAUAUUAGGAAUACUAAUUCAUUAUUCGACUACAUGAAUGUUAUUUUAUCUUACCCCUCUCUAGACAUUGGACACCGUUCGCUACAAUUCAUUGUUUGUCUGAUUUUAAGAGCCAAAUGUGGUCCACUGACUGGUAUGCGUGAAUCGUCGAUUAUAACCAACGGCACAUCAAGUGGAUUCAACAGUUCUGUUGAAGAUGAAGAUGUCAAGGUUAAACAAGAAUCAUCCGACUAUUUGAAAAAAGACGAUUUCAUGAAGGAUGUCAAUUUAGACUCCGGCGAUUCAUUAGCAGAAAUUUUAACUUCAAGAAUGCUGUUAUUUCAAAAAUUAACGAAACAACUAUCCAAGAAAUACAAUUAUGCUAUUCGUAUGAACAAAUCUACUGGAUUUUUUGUUUCUUUGUUAGAUACACCUUCCAAGAAAGCAGAUUCCAAAUCGGGCAACGGUGCUUUUAUGUUGGGCAAUUGGAAGCAUCCAAAGGUUUCGAACAUGAGUGGAUUUCUUGCUGGUGAUAAGGAUCAAUUACAAAGAUGCCCUGUGUAUCAAGAUGCACUAGGGUUUGCUAGCCCGACUUCCGGUGCUAACGAAAGUUCUGCUCCAAUUCAAGGUUUAACUAUGCAAGGUCCCAACGGUAGGAUGGGAGGGACUCAGUUACCCCCAAUCAGAUCAUAUAAGCCUAUCACUUAUACCAGUAGUAAUUUACGUCGUAUGAAUGAAACUGGAGAGGCAGAAGCCAAGAGAAGAAGAUACAAUGACAGUUAUGUUGAAAGCAACAAUGAUAUAGCUAGAGCAGUAAGCCCAAAACCUGCAAGUGGAUUCUCUUCGGUGCAACCACUCUUGUCAUCGUUCUCCAUGAACCAACUAAACGGAAACGCUAUUCCAACGGUACCAUCACUUUCUAAUAUCACUUCUCAUAUGGGUGCACUACCUUCGUUAGAUAGAAUUACCACGAGUCAAAUGAAUCUGCCGGAUCCAUCCAGAGAUGAAGCAUUUGACACCUCCAUAAAGCAAAUGACACCUAUGACAAGUGCGUUUAUGAAUGCGAAUUCUGUAAUGUCAAACUCAACUCUAAAUGGAAACGUAAAUAUGAAUGGUGCUGGUACUGUGAAUACAGACACGAGUGUUAAUGGUAGUGCUUUGUCGACUUUGACAAGCCCACAAGGUUCAGAUCUGGCAUCUAAUUCUGCAACACAGUAUAAACCGGAUUUAGAAGAUUUCUUGAUGCAGAACUCUAAUUUUAAUGGAUUAAUGAUAAAUCCUUCAAGUUUAGUAGAAGUUGUUGGUGGAUACAAUGACCCUAAUAACCUUGGAAGGAACGAUGCUGUUGAUUUCCUACCCGUUGAUAACGUUGAAAUUGAUGGACUAGUUGAUUUUUAUAGAGCAGAUUUCCCAAUUUGGGAAUGA